UCACAAAAUGGACGUUGAGAAAGCGGUGGACAAGUUUGCCUCGUUCUAAAGCUGAGGUGGAUGAGCUGAGCUUUUCUUAGCUUGUUAGUCAUGUCACGUGAUUCACAGGCAGCUAAAGAAUCCAGGACCCAAAAAAACACCGGCAAUCCAAGAAGCGGAAUAAGACAAGGCGUGCCAAGCUUCAGCUUGAAUGAUAAAGCUGCACAUAAUGACCAAGAAGAAAUGGUACAAAUCCCCGAGAACAAAGUGGGACUUGUUAUAGGGAGAAAGGGGUGGAGAAGAAAUGAUAUAGUCGAACGAAGUGGAGUUCAAGCACUGGACAUCAUAGACCGCCAAGUUCGUAUAACAGGAACAAAAGAACAGCGUAUCAAAGCUAAAACGUUAAUUUACAGGAUCUUACGUGGAGAAGGCAGCCCUGAUCAAGUCUCUUGGAAAAAACUGGACUUUAUACCCGAGGAGUAUAUGGGUCAAGUCAUUGGAAAAAGGCGCGAACAUUUAGACAAAAUAGAACAAAAGACUGGGGCAACUUUGAAGGUCUGGGAAUGGAAUGACCUCUGUAUCAAGGGAUCUCCUGAGAGCCAAAAGAGAGCUAUUCGGAAAAUAAAGGAACAAGUGAACAAUUUGAUGAGACUCUCACAGGCUGGUCAACAACAUCAAGUGCGGCGUGUUCACGUGGACACAACCCAGUUAGACCUGAACCGCAAGUUUGAGCUCUCCGUCGUGCAACCUCCAAACAAUGACGAUAGCGCUGACGAAACUAAAUACUAUCAACUGAAACAACUAGACCAUUGCCCACAAGAUAUGAAGGUGAUUUUCCCGCGAAGGGUACUACCAGAAAAAAAAUUGGUGGAGGAUGAACAGGAUGGCUUCACUGACAUAGACAAAUUGAGAGCUGAACUCCUCAUGGUGUUAAAGAACAUUCACAAAGAAAAGGAAGAGGAGACGCUAAAAGUAGUUAUAUGGUGUCACCUCGGCCAUGCCUACAUAAAGGAAGUAGGCGAAGCCGAUGAAGAAGAGGACUAUUUCACUCUUGCCGAAAUCAAAGAAAAACUCGAGGAAGAAGGAAGCUGGAAGACCUCAAUCUUCGAAGGUGGCUUAGACGAUACAGAAAUUGAGCGAAUUGAGAAGCAUCUGGAAUCCCAUGCAGUUAAGGAAGACAUCAGAUAUGACUUUACCUUCCUCACUCCCUCUUGCAGAGAUGUUCGUGUUAAGGCAUGGCUUACUGAGAAGGAUGCUGCACAAGAAGACGACGAGACAACCUCCAUGGCGUUCUCUCGCAAUGCACCAAUUCGUGUCAAGAACAUCUUGACUCGCGCGUUGCCUGAUGGGCAGGGUGAUUCAUCAAACACGCCAUGUUUUUACAUGUGCUCUCAGUAUCAGCACAAAAUGAAAGUAGACAUCUUGAUGGCUUCCAAGAAAUUUGACUACCGUUUGUUAAUAAGAACAUGCAGAAGCUAUGUCGCAAAAACACCAGAAGCUGAAGAAGAAGACAAAAUUCUAGAAAGUUACCUGGUGGGAAUGAAGAUUGAAGAUGGUCAGCUGGUGUUGCCACCAGUCUCCGAGCGUCCAGACGGGUUUGACCUGUUUUACCAGCGCCGCAGUCUGAGGAAAACUUACCAGUGUGAAAUAGAUGGAGAACAGUUCAGCUUGAUUGUUUGUAAAGAUCAAGCAAAUACCGCGGAUCCCAUCGAGACUGAAGUGAAGGACUUUCAUACUGUAGCCACAAAGACUGACAUACAUCUUCAUUGUGAGGAAUGGGACCAAGCGCUUGCUGAAGGAAAUGACUGGGAACCAGAACAGAUAGUCGACAAACUACCUUCUUUUUUACAAUUUCUAAGAGAAGUUGAGAUAAACGUAACUGGUGGCCAGUGAAGGGGUUGUUUUAAUGCCGACUCAACUCUUUAUUACAAAACACUCAGAGUGACUUUAAUUUCUUCAGAGUCACCUUGGAAAAAAGUAAAGGAUUCUGGUUGUUGUAGUCAAAUGACGUCAUCAUGCAAAUUACCUACUGAGCCACUUGCUUUGUAAACUUCAAUAAAACACAACAAAACAAAGAGA
Messenger RNA from Orbicella faveolata, 2058 nucleotides. RefSeq lists its product as uncharacterized. Gene Ontology annotation, molecular function: RNA binding. The record is from RefSeq and is a predicted model, not a curated record. Lineage: Eukaryota; Metazoa; Cnidaria; Anthozoa; Scleractinia; Merulinidae.